AACUCCAAGUGACGAGGCUAUUAUCUAUAGCCAAGCAUCAAGCGAACUAGGCGUGCACGACCGAAGCAACCUGCAGAGCGGAGCAACGCACCAAUAAAGUCGCUGCCGCUCGAACUGAUGAUGCUCAUCCUUGAGAACGUCGACUCUCCGCACACGCUCGUCGCGGCGAGUCGUGUAUGCCGCAUCCUCCAACUCGAAGCCGAGCCUCUCUGUAUCGAGAAGUCAACCUACAGCACGUUUCGCGCGUUGGCAGUCUACAUCAAGCUCUCACAAACUCAUCCAGACGUGCAUCCCUCGUCAGCGUAUUCCGGAUGCAAGCUAAUGGAACAUUCGCGCCCGUGCUUCCGCUGGUGAACGAAAUACUCCUCGUGCUCACGAACCUCGCGCACCUGAGCAUCACACUCUGUGGACAAUCACAACUUCACAAUCCCGCACUCUACACCACCAUGCUGCGUACGCUUGCAAGGUGCACAUUCAAACUCACGUCACUCAAAAGUGGGGUGGUCAGGGAUCGCGAUUUCGUUCAUUUCCUCCGACAACAGACUCGUCUAGAGUCACUCCACAUAGGCGGAUCCGACUGGGACAUCCCACAAGACGCCCUUCCAAACCUCAAAUAUGUGAAGACAUAUCAAGCUUCCUCGUGCGGCACAUACGAGGCCCUCACGCGAUCACACACCUCGAUCUGUUCAUGAACCAGUCGAGUCGUCAGACAUUCAUUGAGGUCUUUCGAGCUGUGCGGCACCAGCUGGUUAGUCUGAAGUGCAGACGGGAGCCAUCGCCU
Molecule: messenger RNA, 781 nt
Organism: Fomitopsis serialis
Lineage: Eukaryota; Fungi; Basidiomycota; Agaricomycetes; Polyporales; Fomitopsidaceae
Exons: 1
Coding region: 177-692 (171 amino acids)
Source: RefSeq, a predicted model, not a curated record